ACAGCGAUGGCAGAGAAUGCCGAAGACCGCGAACAUGUUCUGCAAUCCUUAAACUUUCAAAGUUUCAGAAGAGUCUUGUUUGCGUUGUUGAAACUUGGCAAUCUUUGUAAUGCUAUAAAAAGUAAAUCGUUCAUAGAUGCAGAUAGUGAUUAUGAAUGCAUCAUGUACGGGGACUUUCCUUUGGCCAUAAACUUUUCCCUUAUUUUCGAACCUGGAAUACUUUUUCUGAAAGAUGUCAUCGGCAGACGGGUGGAGGGGAAAAUGGAUUACGAAAAAAGGGCCCUGCAGAAAUUGGAAGAUUAUGUGAAGGAAAUGGACUAUCAUGCAAAAUGUCUCAGGAAGGUACUUUAUGAGAAGGAACAACAUUCACUGACAGGUAAAGACCUUACUGAAGGAGAAGUAGCAGUGACUUUGACAGAGCAUUUACUGGGAAAACUAGCUCCAGGAGAUUCUUAUGUAGAUGAUGGAAAAGCCAGGGGAAAAGGACAGUGUCUCUGUGGAUGCAAUAAGAGCCCAAAAUACAGAUCUACAGGAAUAGGUCAUGAAGACGUUUGGCAUGGGUUUAUUGAUAUUUUGUUUUCAUCUCAUACUGGGAUACCAGAAAGUAUUGCAACAGUAACAGAGACACUUUCACCAUCUACAUCUCCUUUGGAUUCAGAAACAGAAGAUGAAGAUUCUCCUGAUGAAGAAACAAUUUCAGAAGAUGCAAAAGGAUCUGAAGACCAGGCUAUUGCACAAACAAUUGUAUUUUCAUUGCUCAAGCGACAGAAUUACCCAUCGUGUCAGCACCAUUUAAUACCGAAUAUUGUAAUAACUCCAACUGAAUUUCGAGUUAAUAUGUAUGAUGCCGUGAAUGACAUUCUCCUCAGUAGCUUAUCGCUAAAAUUAUUUGAUCCUAAGUUUGAGAGCUUACAGAUUGAAUCGGUCAUAAUUCUAUGGAUGGUUCUCCACUAUCGUAUUUUUUGUGCUGGAAUCAAAGUUAAUGAACUCAAAGAGGAGUUUAAAAAAAUUGACAUCCAGGCAAAUUUCAGGAAAAUAGCGGAAUCAAAAUGGGGCAUAUAUUCUAAAUCAUUAAAGGAGAAUUUAAGCCAUUUUCCAGAAGAGAAAAAGAAAAAUCCAAUAUCUUAUGAUACAUACUGGCGUGCAAAAGAACUGACGUAUGAAUGAUCAAGUGAUUGAGGUAGACAAAGUGUCAGAAUAUUUUAGGCAUGUUUCAUUUUUAUAUUCAUAUUGAAAUCAUGUUGUAUUAUAUAUGCCAGGGCUGAAAAAACAUUAAUAUGUAAGCUUGAGACUUUAUUUUUAGGUUUUUUGACUAAUUAAGGUCCUAAUGUAUGUCUUCAUAGACGAAUACGAUGACUUUUCCUGGU
Messenger RNA from Magallana angulata, 1367 nucleotides. RefSeq lists its product as uncharacterized. The record is from RefSeq and is a predicted model, not a curated record. NCBI's taxonomy places the organism in Eukaryota, Metazoa, Mollusca, Bivalvia, Ostreida, Ostreidae. The transcript is spliced from 4 exons. The coding region runs from base 7 to 1167 and encodes 386 amino acids.